Exophiala aquamarina CBS 119918 is the source of this 1341-nucleotide messenger RNA. RefSeq lists its product as uncharacterized. The transcript is spliced from 3 exons. Bases 1 to 1341 code for a protein of 446 amino acids. NCBI's taxonomy places the organism in Eukaryota, Fungi, Ascomycota, Eurotiomycetes, Chaetothyriales, Herpotrichiellaceae. The record is from RefSeq and is a predicted model, not a curated record.
AUGGUCUCCUCUGUCUGGACAUUCCUACUGGGAGCGGCCUCACUUGUUGCCGCACAUCCUGUCGCUGGAAAACGCACAGUUACGGAGCUCAACCAGGCAGCCUUCGAGGAAGCCCAACAGCGAGACGACACAGCCACGAGGACAUCUGAUGGGAAGUGCUUGUUUGUUGAUCAACUUUCUGGAGAUUUCCGUGCGAACUUGACCCCCGUCCAGAUUGGUGAAUGCGAUGGCGAUGCUGGCAUGGUCUGGGAUGUUAUCACUGCUGGGAAACAUAACGACCAACCAGGAACGAUGCUGAUUGUCAAUGCAUUUACAGGAGCUUGCCUCAAUUUUGACCCUCGGCGAGCAGCAGGGAAUCAGGUCAUCCUAUUCUCAUGUGGUGGACGUGCUGAUGGAGGUGAGUUGUUGAUUCUCCAUGACGACACAGCGCACAUAAAUAACCAUGAGUCGUGCGAAGGCGGUGCUGUGACGAACUCUCAGCUCUUCCCAUUCGCAGGGAGUGCAGGACCCCUCGCUUUCACUCCUCUAAAUGCACCUGGCACCUGUUUGACUGUGAAAGGCGGUGUCAUCGACCAGGCUGCUUGUAUUGCAGGAGAUCCUAGCCAAUCAUUCAGUUUUGGAGAUGAUGUUCCCCCUACCAGCGAGCCCACGUCUUCGACAACAGUGGCUGCUGAGGAAUCCGCAACCACAAGUGUUUCCGCCACAUCGGCCCCCCAGGAGCCUACCACAACCAGUGAUGCGGAAUCGUCAAUCACGUUACCCCCAACUACUUCAACAACCGCAGCAACGACAACUGCCUCUCCCUCCGUCGUCUCGGUCUCGAGGGCAGGUGGUGUUCUCAACCCCUCUGCAGCUGCGGAAGCAAAUCCUCGCGACGACACUGCCACACGAGCAUUCUCAUCUGUCUCCAUCAGAUCUGCAUCUGGCCAGUGCCUGUUCAUCGACCGGACUGCAGGUGAUUUUCGGGAGUUGCUAAUCCCGAUCGUCCUUCAACCAUGUGAUGGCUCUGUAGGCCAGCAGUGGGAUUUCAUCACCUCAGGAAAGCACAACAAUCAACCAAAUUCUGCGUUGAUUGUCAGCGAUUUGACUCAAGGAUGUUUCAACUUUGACCCUAGGAGGGCAGCUGGUGAUACGGUAAUGAUCUUCAGUUGCGGAGGAAGAGCGGACGGUGGCGGCUCCGUCACGGACAGCCAGUUGUUCCGCUUUACCGGAGGAGAAACAAGUCUCAAACUCCAACCGAAUAACGGUGCAGGGAGCGUCUGCUUGGCUCCAAAUGCGGAUGGAAGACUGGAUCAAGCAGCUUGCAUUGAUGAUCCCAAUCAGAUCUUCACUAUUGUAUAG